GGUACAUAGCCAAUUCAAUUUCUUUCUCAUUAUUUUCAAUUCUUCUGGUGCUUUAGGAUCACCGAGACAAAGAGUAAUCAGGAUUUGUGUAAACCAACAAUUCUCUUUCUUCAUCACUGCUCGAAUUCAGUAUGGGAGGCAAACUUCUGCAAUUCUAUAACUUGUCACAGACUUGCCGAAUCAGAUGUCUACCUGUCAAACCCAUUAGCUUCAGGGUACAAAUGUAUAGCCAACUUAGCAAGCAGGGACAGAAAGAAAAUGGUUCAAAAAAGAAACCAGACCACCACCGAGAUGGCCGUCCAGCGGAGAGAGCAGCUUCGACGGCUGAAGAGUUCAGACGAGUGGCGGAAGAAAAAGCUCGCCAGGGAACAACUAGUCAGACCGUAGAAAAGGAAGCUGAUGCGUUUCAAGAAACCAUGGCUGGUGACACCAGUUUUGAAACUGUGAAAGAAAGUUUCAAGAAGCCUCCUGGUAGGGGAAACAUCCACAAGACGGGUGAUGAGAGUGAUCCCGUGGAGAAAUAAUCAAGUCUUUGCAAUUUUCCAAGGCUUUUGUAUACAUGAAAAAGAAGUCAAGUGAUCAGUCAGAACCCUUUUUGUGUUAUGCUUAGACGUUUGAUUCUGGGAUUUUGUUCUUAAUUAAUGUAGUAUUUAAAGUGCUAUAUGAUCCAGUCUUUGAUUGCAUGGAUGUUUGGUUUGUUCUUGUUCUGAAACACUAGGUGAAAUGGCUUUUUGUAUGUAAUAUUUGCGAGAUAAACUGCAGAUCUUUUCGUACACAGUGCUGAAAGAAAUAAUUGCUUUUAUCUUAUUUUC
Molecule: messenger RNA, 812 nt
Organism: Coffea eugenioides
Lineage: Eukaryota; Viridiplantae; Streptophyta; Magnoliopsida; Gentianales; Rubiaceae
Exons: 2
Coding region: 132-524 (130 amino acids)
Source: RefSeq, a predicted model, not a curated record